GCUGCGCGCGGUAGAAAAUGGCAGAAAAGGACGCCGUAGCCAAUCAACCUUACGUUUUUACGGAGAAGUGAAUUGAUUGGCCGCCGCGUUAAUAACAGACAAUUCGUGGAUCGCCCGCACACGACGCACCACGCAGCCUGAGCCGAGGGACUCCGUUUUUCAACGGCGUAAAAACAACGGCGGGGAAACAGGUUAAAACGUUCAAUCUGCUUCGCGCGCGAAUAAUACCGAGGAUGGAGAACAGCGGCGAGAGCGGAGACGACGGUCCUCUCGGGCCGACGUUCCUGGGUGGCAGCGCCGUUGCGACGUCCUACAUCGGCGUGCAGUCGGACGACAUGGAAGACGAUCCCGAAAACACAGAUGACUCGAAUCACGGCACGGGCGAUCCAUUGCAGAGCCCCGGGGUUUCCACCGGCGGCGGGCCGCUACGCGAGCAGGAUCGCUUCCUGCCGAUAGCGAACGUCGCCAAGAUCAUGAAGAGGGCCAUCCCGGAGUCUGGAAAGAUAGCCAAGGACGCGCGCGAGUGUGUUCAAGAGUGCGUGUCCGAGUUCAUCUCAUUUAUCACGUCGGAAGCGAGCGACAGGUGUCACAUGGAGAAGCGUAAAACUAUCAAUGGUGAGGACAUUCUGUUCGCCAUGACCACGCUCGGCUUCGACAAUUACGUCGAGCCGCUGAAAGUGUACCUACAGAAGUAUCGCGAGGCGACGAAGGGCGACAACCCGCCCAACGCCGGGGCGGCCACUGGCAAUGGAAAGGUGGAGCCGCAGAGCAUGUACGAGGAUCAGUUGUUCGCUAUUACCGCGACGGCGGCCAGCGUGACCACUUCCGACUCCUCUGUCAUCUACAGUUACUCGACGAACGAGCAGAUGCAGUUUCAGCUUUCCUGAUCAUCGGGAGUUAAAGUGAUAUUGAUAUAAGUAUUUAUCGUAUUUGUACGGAGACACACUGUGUGAUCUGUGAAUCAUGGGCAUCGAUGACGAUCGCGUAUGCAGAUCCAAUCGCGUGGAAAAGAGGAACGGUUUUUUCGCCUAGCAAUAUGCGUAGCAAAGUAUCUUUAAGCUUUUAACAUUAAGACGAUGAUCAUUAUUAAGAUUCGGCCGAGAGAACGGAGAGUGUCGGAGGGUAAAGUUGAGAAAGUAACUUUAAUCUUUGUAAAGAAGCAACUUGUAAGCGUGAGCGUAAAUAAACCAGGAGACUUCGCGAAACGAGAAGCCCGGUCGACGUGGUUGGGGUGGUUUUCCUUUACUUUCUCGAAUGCAGCAAGGAUA
This is a messenger RNA of Temnothorax curvispinosus, 1268 nucleotides long. It is a transcript of the gene Nf-YB, whose product is annotated as nuclear transcription factor Y subunit B-4. The record is from RefSeq and is a predicted model, not a curated record. The coding region runs from base 234 to 887 and encodes 217 amino acids. The transcript is spliced from 2 exons. Gene Ontology annotation, biological process: regulation of transcription by RNA polymerase II. Gene Ontology annotation, cellular component: CCAAT-binding factor complex; nucleus. Gene Ontology annotation, molecular function: protein heterodimerization activity; DNA-binding transcription activator activity, RNA polymerase II-specific; RNA polymerase II cis-regulatory region sequence-specific DNA binding. NCBI's taxonomy places the organism in Eukaryota, Metazoa, Arthropoda, Insecta, Hymenoptera, Formicidae.